CGCUUCUAGACCCUUCUAGCCCACUCCACUCCUCCCCUCCAGCGAAGGCGCCGGAUGGCGGCGGCACCCACCACUGGCGGCGGCGUCGGGACCAUCCUCGCCGCCGGCGAGCGGGAUUACCUCGUCCGCAACUCCGGCGAGCAGGUGAAGAUCAGCAGCAUUGAGGGAGGCAUUGUGGCCCUCUACUUCUCGGCCUCAUGGUGCCCACCAUGCAGGCGGUUCACGCCAAAGCUUAUUGAAGCAUACAAAGAACUUGCCUCACAUGGCAAGAGCUUUGAGGUGGUUUUUGUUUCAGGCGAUCAGGAUGAGGAGGCAUUCAAUGCCUACUUCACAAAGAUGCCGUGGUUGGCAGUCCCUUUCUCUGACUCUGAAGGCCGUAAAGGUCUUGAUGGGAGGUUUGAGGUCAGGGGUAUUCCACACCUUGUUAUCCUUGAUGCAAAAACUGGCGAAGUUCUUACUGGGGAUGGAGUCGAGUUUGUGAGUGAAUAUGGCAUAGAAGCUUAUCCUUUUACGCCCGAGAGGAUCAGUGAAUUGAAAGAACAAGAAAAGGCAGCUAAGGAUAAUCAAACUAUCCAUAGCGUGCUUGGUACACCGGAGCGCAACUAUGUAAUUUCAAACAAGGGGGACAAGGUACCCAUCUCUGAUCUUGAGGGGAAGUAUGUUGGUUUGUGCUUUGUAGUGAGUGGAUAUGGUCCGGUUGAGGAAUUUACAGCAGUUCUUUCCAAGAUAUAUGGGAAGCUCAAAGAAGUGGGUGAGAAGUUUGAAGUUGUAGCUGUAUCACUAGACAGUGAUGAGGCAUCAUUCAAUGAGAGCUUCUCUAGCAUGCCUUGGCUUGCUAUUCCUCAGGGCGACAAGAAGUGUCAGAAGCUGGUCAGUUACUUUGAGCUUAGUGAUCUCCCUACAGUUGUGCUGAUUGGUCCUGAUGGGAAGACACUGAACAACAAUAUUGCGGACAUAAUUGAUGAGCAUGGUAUGGAUGCAUGGGAGGGGUUCCCCUUCAAUGCAGAGAAGCUGGCAAUUCUCGCUGAGAAGGCAAAGGCUAAAGCAGCGUCACAGACGCUGGAGUCCCUUUUGGUUACUGGUGAUUUAGACUUUGUCAUCGGGAAAGAUGGAGCAAAGGUUCCUGUAUCAGAACUUGCUGGGAAGACUGUCCUCCUUUACUUUUCAGCCAAAUGGUGUGGACCAUGCAGGGCCUUCCUGCCGACACUUGUGGAUGUAUACAACAAGAUUAAGGAGAAGAACAGUGAUUUUGAGAUCGUCUUCGUCUCCAGCGACAAGGACAAGGACUCCUUCGAUGACUUCUUCUCCGGCAUGCCAUGGCUCGCCCUUCCCCUGGGAGAUGAAAGGAAGGCAUACCUGUCAAAGAUGUUCAAAAUCCGUGGGAUCCCUUCUCUCGUCGCCAUUGGUCCAGAUGGGAAGACAGUCAACACAGAUGCGAAAGCUCCAAUAGCGGUCCACGGUGCGGAGGCAUUCCCGUUCACCGAGGAGAGGCUUCAGGAACUGGAGAAGAAGAUCGAAGAGAUGGCGAAGACGUGGCCUGAGAAGCUGAAGCAUGAGCUGCACGAGCAUGAGCUUGUGCUGACGCGCCGCCCCAGGCCAUACGGCUGUGACGGAUGCGACGAGAUGGGCACCUCUUGGUCCUAUGCUUGCGCAGAAUGCGACUUCGAUCUGCACACUUCGUGUGCGCUGGAUGAGGAGAAGAAGGGAGAGGAAGAGAAGGGGCAGGAUGCUGCUGAUGCUGCCCCAGCUGGGUACGUUUGCGAAGGAGACGUCUGCAGAAAGGCCUAGAGUUGUGUUUUCCCUUGCCAGAUGAAGCGUAUCUGAAUCAUGUGAUGUGUGGUGUGGUAAUAAAUCUUGCAUCCGAUGGUUUUUGCCUGGAGGUUAUUUUAUCCCGGUGACACAUGUGAGCAAAACCGUCUAAAUAUGAUUUCAGAGUGUUGAAUGAAAUGGCUUGAUCUUUGUCGG
Messenger RNA from Lolium rigidum, 1965 nucleotides. RefSeq names its product probable nucleoredoxin 1-2. Lineage: Eukaryota; Viridiplantae; Streptophyta; Magnoliopsida; Poales; Poaceae. The coding region runs from base 55 to 1788 and encodes 577 amino acids. The record is from RefSeq and is a predicted model, not a curated record. Gene Ontology annotation, molecular function: thioredoxin-disulfide reductase (NADPH) activity. The transcript is spliced from 4 exons.